CAGUGGGUGUCCUGGAUAGCAAGACCUGGCUAGUCCAGGGGUGGGUACGCUAUCAUGCCGCCCAUCCUCCAGCGCCUGCAGCAGGCCACCAAGAUGAUGAGCCGCAGGAAAAUCCUGCUGCUGGUGCUGGGGUGCAGCACCUUGAGCCUCCUCAUCCACCAGGGUGCACAACUCAGCUGGUACCCCAAGCUGUUCCCUCUGAGCUGCCCGCCUCUGCAGGACUCACCACCGCGCCCCAAGCACAUGACCGUGGCCUUCCUGAAGACGCAUAAGACCGCGGGCACCACGGUGCAGAACAUCCUGUUCCGCUUCGCCGAGCGCCACAACCUGACGGUGGCCUUGCCGCACCCGCGGUGCGAGCACCAGUUCUGCUACCCGCGCAACUUCUCGGCGCACUUCGUGCACCCGGCCACGCGGCCGCCGCACGUGCUGGCCAGCCACCUGCGCUUCGACCGCGCGGAGCUCGAGGGCCUCAUGCCGCCGGGCACCGUCUACGUCACCAUCCUGCGGGAGCCCGCGGCCAUGUUCGAGUCCCUCUUCACCUACUACAACCAGUACUGCCCGGCCUUCCGGCGCGUGCCCAACGCGUCCCUCGAGGCCUUCCUGCGCGCGCCCGAGGCCUACUACCGCGCGGGCGAGCACUUCGCCAUGUUCGCGCACAACACGCUGGCCUACGACCUGGGCGGCGACAACGAGCGCAGCCCGCGCGACGACCCCGCCUACCUGGCGGGCCUCAUCCGCCAGGUGGAGGAGGUCUUCUCGCUGGUCAUGAUCGCCGAGUACUUCGACGAGUCGCUCGUGCUGCUGCGGCGCCUGCUGGCCUGGGACCUGGACGACGUGCUCUAUGCCAAGCUCAACGCGCGCGCCGCCAGCUCGCGCCUGGCCGCCAUCCCCGAGGCGCUGGCGCGGGCCGCGCGCGCCUGGAACGCGCUGGACGCCGGCCUCUACGACCACUUCAACGCCACCUUCUGGCGCCGCGUGGCGCGGGCCGGCCGCGCGUGCGUGGAGCGCGAGGCGCGCGAGCUGCGCGAGGCCCGCGAGCGCCUGCUGCGGCGCUGCUUCGGCGAAGAGCCGGUCCUGCGGCCCGCGGCUCAGAUCCGCACCAAGCAGCUGCAGCCCUGGCAGCCCAGCCGCAAGGUGGACAUCAUGGGCUACGACCUGCCCGGCGGGGGCGCUGGCCCGGCCACGGAGGCCUGCCUCAAGCUGGCCAUGCCCGAGGUCCAGUACUCCAACUACCUGCUGCGCAAGCAGAAGCGCCGGAUAGGGGAAGUCUGAGACCUGCGCACAACUGCCCUACCCAUUUCUGGGGUUGAGCCCUCCCUCCACCAGUUUCCAGAGCCGGUGGGCCCAGGCUGCAGAGGAGGUCCGCCUGCCGGCCUCCAGGAGCCCUUGCUUUUCCUCACAGCGGCCAGAGGGCCCCACACCAUCCGUCUUCCAGGUUCCACUCUCAGCACAGACCUAAGCUGC
This is a messenger RNA of Eptesicus fuscus (big brown bat), 1467 nucleotides long. It is a transcript of the gene GAL3ST3, whose product is annotated as galactose-3-O-sulfotransferase 3. Gene Ontology annotation, cellular component: membrane. Gene Ontology annotation, molecular function: galactosylceramide sulfotransferase activity. Gene Ontology annotation, biological process: glycolipid biosynthetic process. The record is from RefSeq and is a predicted model, not a curated record. The transcript has 3 exons. Lineage: Eukaryota; Metazoa; Chordata; Mammalia; Chiroptera; Vespertilionidae. Bases 55 to 1275 code for a protein of 406 amino acids.